AUGUCUCCCCCCGCAACACCGCCAUCAUCACGGACUUACACCGACGCAAUCAACCUCCUAAACACCCUCAUCCCAAACCUCAAAGUCCACGCCCUCUUCAACAAACCAAAAGAUGCCGCUCCCACCACCGCAGCACCAGCAACACCAACAGCAGACCCAAACCUCCUCGCCAUCCCCGAAAUGCGCGCCUGGCUCCUCCGCGCAAACCUCACCCCCGAACGCCUCUCCUCCCUCUCCUUCAUCCACAUAGCAGGCACAAAAGGAAAAGGCUCCGUAACAGCCCUCACGACCUCGGCCCUCCUCAACCACUCAUCCUCAUCCUCCUCGCCCCCUUCCACGACACACAUAGGCCCCAUAGGAACCUACACCUCCCCCCACCUCCUCACCCCCCGCGAGCGCAUCGCAAUCUCAAACACCCCCAUCUCCCAAACCCUCUUCGCAACAUCCUUCUUCGAACUCUGGGACACCCUCUCCUCCUGCACCUCCCCCUCCGCACCCGGCGGCAGCGCCAGCAGCACCGGGCCCGACCUCGGCAUCGAACCGGGCUCCAAACCCUUCUACUUCCGCUUCCUCACCCUCCUCGCCCUGCACGUCUUCCUCAAACUCCGCGUCCGCACCGUGGUGUUGGAAUGCGGCAUCGGCGGCGAAUACGACGCCACGAACGCCAUACCCGCCGAGGCGGUGACGACUUCGGUCAUCACGCAGCUGGGCAUCGAUCAUGUUGCGAUGUUGGGGUCCACACCAUCGCAGAUUGCGUGGCAUAAAGCGGGUGUGAUGAAACCCGGCGUCGCGACCUUCACGCGCAGGUUAUCCGAUGAGGUGCACCCGGGCGUGAUGACCACCCUCCGCUCCCGCGCGCGCGAAGUAGGCGCGGAGCUAAUCGAGGUCGACGACGAGGAUGUCAUUGCGUGGAGCGGUGUCAAGGAUGCAAAGUUACCAGGCGGGGACUUUCAAAAGAGGAACCAGGCUCUCGCUGCGCUGGCUGCGAGGCGGCAUAUUCAGGUCCUUCAAGCCCGAGAAGCGGGGUCAAGCACGGUAGGAAAGGCGAAUCGUUCGCUGGCGGAUGUCCCUGGAGUCAUCAUCGCCGGUCUCCGCGAGGCGACGCUCCGCGGCCGGCACGAACUUCUCAGACAGGGUGGUGUAUCGUGGUACCUCGACGGCGCGCACAACGCGGAUAGUCUGGCUGAAGUAGCGCGCUGGAUAUCACCCAUCGUCACCGCCACAACCUCCUCAGACACCACUCACAACGACGGAGAAAGUUUCGUCCUCGUCUUCAACCAGCAAGAACGCGACGCCUCCGCCCUCCUGACAGAGUUCCUCCGCCAGAUGAAGACCCUGGGUGUCGACCCCGAGACGCGGCUGGCCGCGGCCAUCUUCACGAGGAACGACAAGACUAACAUCGCCGGCGAGGGCGGGGAGGUAGAUCUCAGUGUUCAGGAGGCGUGUGCUGCGGCGUUUAGGGAACUGUAUCCUGCUACAAAGGUCAUGGUGUGCAGGGACCUGACGGAGAUGAAGAGCGCCGUCGAUGGCGUCGCGGAGCCAUCGUCGGGGACAAACGUGCUGGUUACGGGGAGCAUGUAUCUCGUUGGAAACGUCAUCGGCUUCUUGGAGCCGGAAAAUCUAUUCAUCCGCGCCCUCCAGGAUGCCCAGCGCGCCACCAACAAGAUGCAGACUGCCCGUGACAAGAGCUUGUACACUCUCGCCCUCCGGCAGGCCCUCGCCAACGCUCCGGACGUGGUUCAAGGCCUCCUCGAUGGUCGGUAUCACGCGCACGUCGGCGUGGGGAUCCAGCUUGGACCAGCGCUCCGCAAACUGCCUCUGCACCGUCAUGGCCUCGAUGGCUUUGGCGUCGUACUGGUGGUUGACGAAACUAUCCGUCGUAUGCGCCCCGUCAACGUACCACGCAACAGCGCCCUCCUCCUUCACCUCACACCGCCCCCUCCAAACAACCCCCUCCAACCCCUCCACAAACGGCGCCGACAACCUCUCCGGGUCCCUCCUGAACUCGGGAUCGACCCUCUCCAGCGCAGUCUCCGCAAGCCGCACCGCCAAACUCGCAUUCCUUUUCUGGAAAACUGCAUCCGGACGGAUCUUGACGCCCUCAAGCCGCGGAUCAACACCAACAACCUCCAUCUCGACCCCCUUCUCCCUCGCCCGCUCCUCCAACACCCCCGCCGCCCCAGCAACCUGCUCAACCGUAAACCCCUUACUCCCAGCCUUCAUAAUCCCGCCCUUAUGCCACGCAAUCUUCUCCACCGUAUCCCCCAGCGCAAAAACGUGAUCGAUCCCCAACGUCGUAAUCCCCGUCGCGACAGGCCGUCCCACAAGAUUCGUAGCAUCAUACUCCCCUCCGAUCCCCGUCUCCAAAAUAGCAACAUCGCACCCCUCGCUCAGGAAAGCAUGGAAACUAACCAGCGUCAAAUACCGCGAAUAUAUCGGCCUCGUCCCCACCGCAACAACCUCUUCCAGCACCUUAUUCUCCUCCCCCAACCGAUCCCACACCUCGAAGAAAUACCGCGCAAACAGCGCCUCGGAUAUCGGCACGCCGUUAAUCCGUAUCCGCUCCCUAACCGCAAUCAAAUGCGGCGAGAUCAACAGCCCAACCUUGCGCGGUAUCGACCUUGGCGAAGCGGCGCGGUGCCGUGCGAGGAUGGAGUCGGUAAAGGCGCAGGUGCUUCCUUUCCCCUUUGUCCCCGCGACGUGAAUCACGUUGAGGCUGUCGAGGUCGGAGACGGAGUAGCCCACGCGCGCGAGGUACGCUCGCAUUUCGGCGACGGAGGCUUCGUCGGGGCGGAUGCCUGCCUUGCGGCGGGCUUCGAUUACCGCGAAGGGGGUUUGGAGGGUGUUGAGCGCGUCGACGGCGUCCUGGGGUUAGACUGA
Molecule: messenger RNA, 2880 nt
Organism: Colletotrichum paranaense
Lineage: Eukaryota; Fungi; Ascomycota; Sordariomycetes; Glomerellales; Glomerellaceae
Exons: 3
Coding region: 1-2880 (959 amino acids)
Biological process (GO): tetrahydrofolylpolyglutamate biosynthetic process
Cellular component (GO): cytoplasm; cytosol; mitochondrion
Molecular function (GO): tetrahydrofolylpolyglutamate synthase activity; ATP binding
Source: RefSeq, a predicted model, not a curated record